AUGGAAACUCCAGAAGAAGAAAACUGUAAUAUCAGAGAACCCCUCCUUGCAUCUCGUGCAUCAAAGGGUGGCGUCAGAACUCUGCCUUUCAUCUUAGCAACCGAGGCAUUCGAAAGGGUGGCGAGUUUUGGCUUAGUUCCAAAUAUGAUAGUGUAUUUGACGAGAGAAUUUGGCAUGGAAACUGCUAAAGCUGCCAAUGUAAUCUUCGUGUGGUCUGCUGUCACCAACUUCACUCCGAUCAUUGGUGCUUUUCUUGCCGAUUCUUAUCUGGGAAAGUAUCGGAUGAUCGGGUUUGGAUCCAUGGUUUCUUUUCUGGGGAUGACUUUGUUAUGGUUAAUUGCCAUGAUUCCGGAAGCAAGGCCUUAUUGCGACCGAUUUAGUAGCAUUUGUGAAUCCCCCACAACACCCCAACUCCUAGUCUUAUAUUGUUCAUUAAGCCUAAUCUCUGUUGGAGCCGGUGGCAUACGAUCAUCUUGCUUGGUCUUUGGAGCAGAUCAGCUGAAUAAUAGAAACAAUCCAGAAAGUGCAAAAACAUUACAAAGUUUCUUCAGUUGGUACUUUGCUACAGUCUCGUUUUCAUGUCUCAUUGCUGUAACUUUCAUCGUCUACAUUCAAGAUCACCUGGGGUGGGGAAUGGGUUUCGGGGUACCUGUAAUGCUAAUGUUUGCUUCGUCUCUUUCUUUCUUCUUGGCAUCUUCCUUAUACGUCAAGUUGAAAAUCAAGACAAGCCUGAUAACUGGUUUGGCUCAAGUUCUAGUGGCCUCUUUCAAAAAUAGGCACAUCGAGUUACCAUCCCAUGCCACAAAUGAAGUUUACCAUAUCAGAAAGGGAUCAAUGCUUCAAGUGCCAAGUGAAAAACUAAGGUUUCUGAACAAAGCUUGUGUGAUAAAAGAUUUUCAAGGAGACAUAAGCUUGAAUGGAACUGCUUCAAAUCCAUGGAAUCUUUGUACAAUAGAUCAAGUGGAGGAUCUAAAAGCGUUGCUCAGAGUGAUGCCACUUUGUUCUGCAGGAAUCAUGAUGUCUGUGACUGUUCUUCAAAGCCCAUUUGCAGUAAUUCAAGCAGGUGCCAUGGACAGACAUAUAACUUUGAACUUUGAAAUUCCAGCUGGCUCGUUUAGCAUGUUUCUGAUGACCUCUAUAGUUAUAUGGAUUGCUUUCUAUGAUCGAAUAGCUCUUCCUUUAGUUUCUAAGAUUAAAGGAAAACCAGUUCUUCUUGGUGUGAAACGAAGAAUGGGGAUUGGCCUUAUUUGCUCUUGUGCAUCUGUCAUAACAUUAACAGUUGUAGAGUAUACUCGACGAAACAAAGCGAUCCAAGAAGGACUCUCUGAUGAACCACGGGCCCUGGUGCAUAUGUCCGCACUAUGGCUACUGCCAUAUUAUGUCCUAGGUGGCUUGGCUGAGGCUCUGAAUGGAAUUGGACAGGUUGAAUUUUGUUACUCUCAAUUGCCUAAAACCAUGUCAGCCAUUGCAGCUGGUAUGAAUGGAUUGGGACUUUCCAUUGCGAGUUUAGUGGCGAGUUUCAUAACGAGCGCAGUUGACAACAUUACUAAAAGAGGAGGGGAAAGUUGGGUUUCCAGGAAUAUGAAUAGAGGACAUUACGAUUACUAUUAUUGCCUUCUUGCUGGCUUGGGCGUGCUUAAUUUUAUAUACUUUCUGGCUUGCAGCAAAGCUUAUGGUCCUUGUCAUGGAGAUCAUGGAAUCCGGGAUGAGACAUCCAGAAAAAGAGAUCAAGAGAGGAUAGAUGAUUGUUGA
Molecule: messenger RNA, 1752 nt
Organism: Hibiscus syriacus
Lineage: Eukaryota; Viridiplantae; Streptophyta; Magnoliopsida; Malvales; Malvaceae
Product: protein NRT1/ PTR FAMILY 1.2-like
Exons: 4
Coding region: 1-1752 (583 amino acids)
Biological process (GO): transmembrane transport
Cellular component (GO): plasma membrane
Molecular function (GO): transmembrane transporter activity
Source: RefSeq, a predicted model, not a curated record